AAAAAAUUGUUUUUUUAUUUUUUUUACUAUUUGAAUAACUGUUUGAGGGUAAGUUCAUUAUUUUCUAAAGUUUCACAUUGCAUAUAUAAAAAAAGUUUUGAGGACGUUGCCUCCCGAACACCCGAAAAGUGGCUCCUACUAUCUAACAUCCUGGAUCCGCCAUUGCAAAUGGUCUUGAGUUGGGUGUGGGAUGGGCAGUCAGGACAUGCAUUUUUGGGUAGAGGAUCCCCCCUUCCCUUUCGGAUAAGUAGAGAAGGCUGCUUCUUGCCCGCAUGGGCAGCUCAGUUGGUCAAGAGCGUGAAAUCUUGGACCGAUGACCAGGGAUCGAGUCCCGCAAGCGGCAGUGUGGGAGCUAUCCAAAAAUCCCAUAAAGGGCGAGGAGGCUCCUUGUGCGCGGCUCAGGCACACACUAAUGAACUUGAAGCACAAACUCUGAGAGAGAUGUACAGAGCCUUCAACAGCCCAUCACAACUGAAGAACUGGAGGGGAAUCAUGGUCUGGAGUAAGAUGCUCCGGGUCUUCGGUGAUUGAAAUAAAACUGAAACGUUUAAACCUGACCAGAACCUUAAGGCCCCAGCUUUCGAAUCUGCGAAAUUUGGAAUUUCUGGACCUUAGCUACAAUAAGGUUCACGGUGAAAUCCCAUUUGACUUGCCGCGUAAUCUGAAACACUUGAAUUUAGCAUGCAACAAGUUCAGGAAUAACAUUCCGUUUCCAUAUUCUUCGACUAAUAUGAACCAUCUCACACAGCUUUAAGCAGAUACACUGGCGGUUUGUUCAACUUUGUAACUUGUGAUUACAACGUUUUUUCAAUUAUUAUUCUGCUCGUAGGAAUCUGAGUCACAACAUGUUUUUUGGGCCUUUAGGAGACUUCUUUGGUGGAUUGAAAAAUCUGAAGAUGAUGGAUUUAUCAGCCAAUAACUUUACGGGCGGCAUUUUGUCCAGCUUCAAAACUCUGAUUUGUACUUCUAAAUCAUAACACAAGUGUUUGGCUUUCAAAAAAACAAAUACUCCAUAACAAAAAAUGAUAAGAUCCCAUACAUGUGAUGCAUAUUCUUCAAGCUGCCAAAGAAGUCUCCUAAUGCUCCGGAUAACAUGUUGUGGCUCAGAUUUAUGUGAGAAGGACAAUAUAUCGUAAGUGAUUUU
This is a messenger RNA of Cuscuta campestris, 1144 nucleotides long. NCBI's taxonomy places the organism in Eukaryota, Viridiplantae, Streptophyta, Magnoliopsida, Solanales, Convolvulaceae. The record is from the annotation of a GenBank genome assembly.